AUGAGGGGGUUAAUAUUUAGCCGCCAGUUGCUGCAGCUGCUGCAGCGGCAGCAGGUGCAGCAGCAGCAGCACGGGCCACUCUUUGCCGCUCUGUGGUGCCUUGCAAUGCCGGGGAGGCAGCUACAUAACACCAUCACCAAAGACUGGAAGCUGCUAGGCUUUCAGGGAGAAGACCCUUCAACUGACUUCAGAGGUUGUGGGGUUUUGGCGUUGCGGUGUCUGCUGUUUCUCUUCUGGAAGUUCCCUCUUCUCGCGCAGCAAAUGGUGCAGCAAGGCAGCAGCAGCAGCAGCAGCAGCAGCAGCAGGAGCAGCAGCAGGGACGGAGAGGGAGGUGACCAUAGCAGCAGCAGCAGCAGAAGCAGCAGCAGCAGCAGCAGCAGCGGUUGCUGCAGCUAUUCCUUUGCAAUAACACUCAUAAACAUAUCUGCAUGGCUGUGGCAGUGGUUUCAUGCCUUCUGGUGUACAUGCAGCCCCAAAACGCCUCUUGAAUUUCCUUUUGUUGCUGCUGCUUUUCAAGAACAAGUCCGCUUCCGUAGCGGUACCCCCGCAUGUCUGCUGCUGCUGCAGCACGAGCAGCAGCAGCAGCAGCAGCAGCAGCAAAUGGAAAAACUCCUCCGGCUGCAAACGCAGCUACACCAACACCAGAAACAGCAGCAACAGCAGCAGCAGCAAGAUGCAGCAGCAUCAACAGCGGGGGAGCCGACCUACGAACCAGCAGCAGCAGCAGCAGCAGCAGCAGCAGUAGCGGCAGCAGCAACAGCAACAGCAGACGCCGCUCUGCAGCGCGAAUGUCCUUGCUGCUCUGCACAGCUGCCCCCCUCACCUUGGGAUAGCUUUUGCUGCCAGCAGCAGCAACUGCAGCAACAGCAGCAACAGCAACAAGGGCAGCAGCAGCAACAACAGCAGCAACAGCAACAAGGGCAGCAGCAGCAACAAGAUGCGCAGCAAAGUAGCCAAAACAACAGCACUGACGCCGAAGAAUUAGAUGGUGUAUGCCUUCCAGCAGCAGCAGCAGCAACAACAGCAGCAGCAGCAGCAACAACAGCUGCUACAGCCUUCGACCGAGGGGCAGCAGCUUCAGCAGCGGAUAGAGCCUCCAGCAACCGCAACAGCAGCAACAGCACCAGCAACAGCAGCAGCAACAGCAGUAGCAGGACCGCAACUCCUGAGAUACAAAGGCCGCUGUUGCUGCUGCAGCAAGUGGAUCUGCAGCAGCAGCAGCAGCAGGAGACGAACGCCUUCGCAAACAGCAGCUCGGGUGCAUACAGUUCAGAAAUGGAUUGCUGCAGCAGCAGCAGCAGCAUCAGCAGCAAGAGUGGGGUGAGCAGCAGCGGCGAGAGCAGCAGGAGCUGCAGGAGUGCGAACCCAGCAGCAGCACGAACAGCAACAGCAGCAGCAGCAACAGCAGCAGCAAGGCUGCAGAGCUGCCGCGAAGUAGCAAGAGAGAUGCAGAUGCCGCCAGCUGCAGCACAAAUUUCUGCUGCUGCGCUUUAUUCUCGAGGGCCUCCAGCAGCAAUUAAAGGUACCCGCUGCAGGUUAAGCGGUGCUGCAGCAGAUUGCUAUAUCUUCUCAGGAUACAGCAGCAGCAACAGCAGCAACAGCAGCAGCAAACUCGUCAACGCACUCGUGCGCGGGGGUAGUGCCAAUGCAGCAGCAGCAGCAGCAGCAGCAGCAGCAACAGCAGCAGCAGCAGCAGCAGCACGAACAUCACCCGCAAGGCAAAAGGCUUGCUGGGUCUCGCCGCCUGUUACUGGCAGCAGCAGCUUCGCUAGCAGCACUAAGAGCGAGUGCAAGGUCCCUGCUGCAGCACCAACAGCAGCAGCAGCAGCAGCAGCAGCAAUGCAGCAGCAACGUCGGCAGCCUUUGUGUCUCUCCCGCACUUGCGCUUCCAGCGUCCUUGUCCCCCCACAGGCGACAAACAGGUAG
Messenger RNA from Eimeria acervulina, 1926 nucleotides. RefSeq lists its product as hypothetical. The transcript has 3 exons. Bases 1 to 1926 code for a protein of 641 amino acids. Lineage: Eukaryota; Apicomplexa; Conoidasida; Eucoccidiorida; Eimeriidae. The record is from RefSeq and is a predicted model, not a curated record.